Molecule: messenger RNA, 1288 nt
Organism: Syngnathus acus (greater pipefish)
Lineage: Eukaryota; Metazoa; Chordata; Actinopteri; Syngnathiformes; Syngnathidae
Gene: urm1
Product: ubiquitin related modifier 1
Exons: 5
Coding region: 43-348 (101 amino acids)
Biological process (GO): tRNA thio-modification; protein urmylation
Cellular component (GO): nucleus; cytoplasm
Molecular function (GO): protein tag activity
Source: RefSeq, a predicted model, not a curated record
UUCCGCGCGCAUCACGCGUCACUUCCUGCAAAUGCCGACAAGAUGGCUGCACCCGUAGCUAUACAUCUGGAGUUUGGUGGAGGAGCAGAGCUUCUUUUUGGUGGUGUGAAGGAACAUCAUGUCACUCUUCCAAGCCAUGAAGAACCUUGGGAUAUGAAGCAGCUGCUGGUGUGGAUCCGACUCAACCUGCUCAAGGAGCGGCCUGAGCUCUUUGUCCAGGGCGACUCUGUGAGACCUGGGAUCUUGGUGCUGAUCAACGAUGCAGACUGGGAGCUAAUGGGCGAGUUGGACUACCGCCUGCAAGAGCGAGACAACGUCGUGUUUAUUUCCACUUUGCAUGGAGGAUAGAAUACACACAGACGCAUUCAUGGACACAUUAUAUCCUGCUUUCCUCAUUCACAUCCCAACAAAGCUGAAUCCCAUUGGACGUUGCAUCAGACCGCCGAGGUGAUGGAUGGUCCUUAGGAGCCUGAGGGGAUCUCAGAAAUGGCUACCAAGCUUUCUGAUAGGAAUCUUGGAGGACUGUUUCUUCUUUUUUUGUCUGGCAGAAGGUUCUCCCAGGUGGACACUGUGCCAUACAAAAUUAUUCUCACAUCACCAUUGGGUGCUUUAUUUCUACGCAUUAUUCAUAUUUUCCCUCCGUUUUAAUAUAAACAUGAUAAUAUUUUUAAAACUGCACAAAUUAAAUGAAAUUGUUUUAGAAUGAAUUAAUAGCAGGAGAAAUGCUAUUUUUGUUGUUAGUUUGCCAUUUACCAAUUAAAUUAAAUCAUCAUGAAAUAACAUUUAUUGACUAGCAGGAGAAAUGUUACUGAUAUUACAAGGGUGCCAUUUACCAAUUGAAUUAUGCCCCCCAUUGUCGGUUAUUUUCCCCUACUUUUGUCCAUUGUAGUUUUUUUUUUUUUUUUUUUAAUUCUGGUAAAUGUAAACAGGAAUGCAGUUUUUGCCAUAAUGACAAGGUGGCAUUUAUCAAUAAAUAAACACAAACAUUAUUUGAGUCCCCAAUGUAGUUUCAAAUCGUGUCAAAUGUAUUGUUCUUUUUGUACUAGAAUAAAAUUUUACAAAUUACAAACCCAUCGUCAUCUAAACAUCAUUUUGUGGUUCCCAGAAAGUGAAAACUCUUUAUCAUGUUGGCUUUAUUUCAAUUUUGGUUUUAAUUCAGGCCAUAACAUUCUCAUAACAUAAUUGAGUCUCCCUCAUAGUUUUUCCACCAGUGUAUAAUUCCAGUUGUCAUUUUACCUCAGUAAAACCAGCUUAAACACAAUAUUUAUAUCCACUUUUUCCAUCCUAA